CCAAAACUAAACCCUCUUGACGAAAUAGAGUCUCUCUAUGCCUUAGGCUCUCCAGCCUCCUCGGCAUAGGAAGCGUAACAUAUAUAAGAAGAAAGAAAACUUACAGAGAGACAAAGGUAUGGGCUCUGAGGCUGUUUCGAAACCAGUGAUGCACAACGAUGAUGAUGAUAAUAAGCCUUUAGUGUUCAAGAAAAGUGUUGUUAUACCAUCAACUGUUAAGGAUGGAGAUUCUGAGGAUGAUACACCUUUACGUUCCAUAAUCUCCAUUGCGCCAGAACAAAAGAUCAACGGAAACAAAGGUUUGGAUAGGUCAAGUAGAAUCAUUAGACAUGAAGAGUCAGAUGAUGAUGAAGCUCCAAUAUCGUCAAGGUUACAAAAGAAGAAGCAUGUCAAUGAAAUUUCAAGUAGUGAUGAAAAGAAACAUUUGGUUAAGAAGUUGCAGAAUGGUUCCAAGCUUGAAAGUGAAAGGCCAAAGGUGUCUGGCAAGAGACUUUUGGAGAAGGACAGCUCUGAAGAUCAAUCUUCCAUGAAAAAGCACAAGGCAUCAUCUUCAACUGCGAAACAAGAUUCUGCGAAAGCAGAAAGUUUAAGUGGAAAGAGGAAGGCUGUGGUAUCAACUAAUGAAACUGAUGAUGAUGAUGAUGAUGAUGAUGUUCCCAUUUCCAAGAGAAUCAAGACAGACUCUUCCUCCAACAUUAAAACACCACCCACAAAGCCUACAGUAACAAAACAGAGUUCUACUUCAUCAACUAGGAAGCAGAAUGUGACAAGAGUAGCUUCUCCUCUGCCCAAGAAAAGGAGCAAAAGAUCCAAGAAAAACUCUGAUUAUGCAAAGUCUUCAAAAUCUUUACGUUCUGGAGAUGGGAAAAAGAAGUGGACAACCUUGGUGCACAACGGUGUCACUUUUCCACCACCGUAUGAACCUCAUGGUAGCAAGAUCUUAUACAAGGGAAAGCCAGUCAAUUUAUCUCCUGAGCAAGAAGAGGUUGCAACCAUGUUUGCUGUGAUGAGGGAGACAGACUAUUAUAACAACCCUUUAUUUAGAAAGAAUUUCUGGAGUGACUGGAGAAAACUACUUGGAAAGAAACAUGUGAUACAGACGCUAGAUGAUUGUGACUUUACCCCAAUAUAUGAGUGGCAUUUGGAAAAGAAGCAGAAGAAUAAAGAGAAAAAAGAGAAAAAACAGGAGCAGGAAGAGAAGUAUAUGUGGGCUAUUAUAGACGGUGUCAAAGAGAAAGUAAGUUCAUGUAAAUGCUCUCCAUCUUUUGGGUUAAGGCUUACUUACUGUGAUGGUUGUCUCUCUCUCUUUCAGAUUGGGAACUAUAAGGUUGAACCUCCUGGGUUAUUCAGAGGCCGGGGAGAACAUCCUAAGAUGGGAAAGUUUAAGAGGCGUAUACAUCCUCAUGACAUCACUCUAAACAUAGGGAAAGAUGCUCCUAUCCCUGAAUGCCCCAUACCUGGUGAAAGAUGGAAAGAAAUAAAGCAUGAUAACACAGUCUCAUGGCUAGCAAUGUGGAAUGAUCCUGUUAUCUUAAAAAAGGAAAAGUAUGUUGGUCUGUCAGCUAGCAGUUCUCAGAAAGGACAAAGCGACAAGGAUAAGUACGAGAAUGCCAGGAAGCUUAAGGACCACAUAGAAAGUAUAAGAGAAGCUUACACCAAGAACUUUACUUCUAAAGAUGUUCUAAAGCGUCAGAUAGCUGUGGCUACCUAUCUCAUUGAUAAAUUGGCACUUAGAGCUGGUACUGAUAAGGAUGAUGAUGAGGCAGACACUGUUGGUUGCUGUACGCUAAAAGUAGACCAUGUGGAGUGCAUUCAUCCAAAUCAGUUAAAGUUUGACUUCCUUGGUAAAGAUUCAAUAAGAUAUGAGAAUACUGUUGAAGUUGAGCCUCCUGUUUACAAAGCCAUUGGACAGUUCAAAGCUGGUAAAUCCAAUUCAGACGAUCUUUUUGAUGAGAUAGACGCAAACAAACUGAACGCUCAUCUUAAGGAGCUUAUGCCUGGACUCACAGCUAAAGUAUUCCGUACAUACAAUGCAUCCAUCACCCUGGAUAAAACGUUGCGUCGAGAAACCAAAGAUGGUGUUGAUGUCAACCAGAAAAAAAUAGUUUAUGAUCAAGCCAACAAGGAGGUGGCCAUAAUCUGUAAUCACCAGCGUGCUGUUACAAAGUCUCACGGUGCACAAGUCAAGAAACUGAAAGAUAAGAUAGAUGAACUCAAGGAGGGUCUAAAACAACUUAAAACCAAUCUAAAGAGGGCUAAAAAGGGAGAAGAUCCAUUAGAGGGUUCAGAUGGAAAGAAAACGAGAAACAUAACUCCAGAAGCGUGGGAGAAGAAGAUAACUCAACAGAAGAUGAAGGCUGAGAAGAUGGAACGGGACAUGCAGACAAAGGAGGAUUUGAAAACUGUGGCCUUGGGAACGUCUAAAAUUAAUUACAUGGAUCCUAGGAUCACAGUUGCGUGGUGCAAACGUAAUGAAGUACCCAUUGAAAAGGUAAAAAUAGAAAUAUUGAUGUUACUUGUGGGGGGUAAAGUGAAAAAGAAACGACUGAGUGGUCUAAAUAGCGUUAAUGUUCUUUAAAAAUAAAAAAACUAAAUAGCGUUAAUGGAAAUAUGCAGAUGUUCACCAAGACUCUCCAGGAGAAAUUUACGUGGGCAAUGGACGUGGAACCUGACUUCAGAUUCUAACAUGCAGCAUGCAGUAGCCGCAGCUUUGAAAAUUUCUGAUACUCUACGCUGGUAUUCAUUACGAAUGUUAAUUAAAUAGUUGAGUAAGAAUGUUUUAUGUUUCUAUAUAUAACUUAACCAAGAAAAUUCUCCAUACUAAAUGAAAACUCACUAAAGUGAUUUUUGCUUAGAUGUCAAUGGGAGUUUAAAAAAAAUUGUUAUAAUUUGAUUGUUUGAAAGAUAUUUAAUAUUUAAUUAUUUUAAGUAGAUCUAAAAUAAAUGGUUAGUCUAAACCUAAUUAAUAUCACUUACCAAAUAGUUUAAAUGAUAAUAUAAAUAAUAAUUUAUGGUAACUGAUUAUCAAAAUUAUAGAAAGUGUAAUAAUGUUUGAUUAUUUCUUUUAUAUUACUCAAAAUAAUUAGUAGAACACAAUUUAUAGAAAUCGAUAUAAUGAUUUCAUAUUCUUAUAUUAAACAUUAUAUAUGUAUAUAAAAAAUUAUAAUAAUUAUUAAUGUCUUAUAAUGUCCAUAUAUGUCUUAUAAGUCAUUUAUAAGCAAAUAUAACAUUUAUUAAACUAUCUAUCAUGGCUUACAAAAUUAUUUCAUCUUAAUUUUAAAUUAUUUAUAUAAGUUUAUAAAAUAUUUAUAAAAAUAAAAAUUCUCCUAUAUAUUAAACGAGAAGUCACUUAAGUGAUUUUCGCUUACAUGUCAAUCAUUUGUGAAGUCUUAAGAAAAUUGUUAUGAUUUGCUUGGUCGAUAAAUUUCGAUUUUAUUUAUUUUUGUUUAGAUUUAAAUAAAAAAUAAAUCUAGAACCAAUUAAUAUCACUUGCCAAAUAAUCUAAAUUAUAUUAUAAAUAAUGAUUUAUGUAACGAAUUGUUAAAAUUAUAUAAAGAAUAAUAAUGUUUGAUAACUCUCUUUUAUAUUUAUAACUAAAUAAUAUAAUGAAAGAAACUUUUUAAAAUUUUAAAUUAUUUUAAUUAGAUCUAAGAUAAAAGAUAAGUCUAAAACUAAUUACUAUCACUUGCCAAAUAACCUAAAUGAUAUUACAAAUAAUAAUUAGUGGUGGCUAAUUUUCAAAGUUAUAGAAAAUGUAAUAAUGUUUGAUCAAUUCUUUUUAUAUUUAUAUACUACAUAAAAUAAUAAAUAUAAAACAAUUUAUAGAAAUCGGUAUAAUGAUUUCAAAUUCAUAUAAAAAUAUAGUAGUAUCUAUAACACUAACUAAUUUCUUAUAAUGUCCAUAUAUGCUUUAUAAAUAAUUAGUUUUUAAAGAUUGGACGGAUUAUAUUUAACGGAACAUGCGAGAAUUUUGAUUUAAAAAAAAUUCAUUUAAAUAAUAUAGUGAAUAAGGUAAUGUUAUGAUUGAAAAGAAUAAUGUUAUGAUUGAAUAGAAUUCUAAGAUGAAUUUUGGUUUAUUGAUUGUAUGUUUUGUAUUACUAUUUAAAGAGAUAAAUAAACAUUUGGCAAAAAUAUGUAAAAAGUUAGGAAAACAUAAGCAAAAAUUUAAUAAAAAGAAUGAAAUGAUAAUGAAAAAAA
Brassica rapa (field mustard) is the source of this 4197-nucleotide messenger RNA. Its product is annotated as DNA topoisomerase 1 alpha. Gene Ontology annotation, cellular component: chromosome; nucleolus. Gene Ontology annotation, molecular function: DNA topoisomerase type I (single strand cut, ATP-independent) activity; DNA binding. The record is from RefSeq and is a predicted model, not a curated record. NCBI's taxonomy places the organism in Eukaryota, Viridiplantae, Streptophyta, Magnoliopsida, Brassicales, Brassicaceae. Gene Ontology annotation, biological process: chromosome segregation; DNA topological change; DNA replication.